UUUGUUGAUGUGUCAUAUCGCAGUGACUUGUUGUGGCCGUCAGCUGGAGACGCGUCGCGCCUGAACUUCACCUUCGCUCCGAUCGUCGCCUCGCAUUCACCCGCAUCAUGGCUCUCCCUCCCCCGAUUUAACCUAAGGAGGGACCAUGGAUCAGCCUGGUCCUGCUUCAGAUGCUCACAUCAUGGAAGGAUUAGUGAACAAAUCUGUGUCUGAAGGAUCUCCCCCUGUGGAUCAGCUCAACAACGGCACAACCAACGUAGAAAAUGAGGAUCAAAUAAAUCACAAUGGUGCAGAUGAUUCAGAAAUGUACAGUCAGGCAGAAGACGAAGCACAGACUGAAAGGGAAUCAAUCAAGUGCACUACAUAUGUUGAGACUGACACAAAGACAGAGGCGGAAGCUCUACCAUGCAGUCAGGAACAAUUGGAGGGGAGUGAGACGUAUGCAGACACCGGCUGUCAUAGCAGUUCAGAUUCUAUGGAGGAAGGGAUAUCUUUAUUUUCAGAUGAGGCUGGUGGAGCAUUGGUUGCCCUCAACACCUCUUUAGACAAUGUGGUAGAAAACUCUCCCGCUGUUCUUGAAGGCACAACAGAAACCCUAUUGACUUUUGAUGAAGCUGACGUCCCUCCAGCCACAACUCAGAACUGCAAUGAGCAGCCAUCAGUCGUGGUUACAAACUGCUCCACUGAGCCAUCGCCUGCUGAUGCUGAUGAUGGUUCAGAUGAGAGUCCAUCACCCUCUUCUGUCCAAAGCACUUCCAAAAGCUCCCCUUCUGACUCAGCUACCACAUCUGGGAUCUCAAAUGGCCCCUCAACCCCCAGUUCAGACACUGUCAGCUCCUCACUUGCUUCCAGUCCGCAAACCAGUGCCAACACCUCAGCCCCCUCACAGCCCUCGUCGAGCCCGUAUGACACCGAUUGCAGCCGGAAGCUUAUUUCCCAAAUCCAGCGUUCGCUGUCACAGGAGUCACUGCUGGAUGAGCUGGAGUCUGAGCUUUUGGAUUGUCAGCUGACUGAGGGUGAAAGUGGAAGCAAGAGAAAGGGGAGCUCACCUGUCAAUGGGCUCCCCACAGACCAGGAGGACUGCAUGAUGGUCUUUGAGAAGUGUAUCCAGUACAAAUAUGCACAACAGGAGAAAGCUAUUAAGAGGCUGCUUGAGGACAACAAAAGACAUCAAGAGCUGAUCCUGGGUAUCUGUUCAGAGAAGGACAACAUGAAGGAAGACCUGAAAAAGAGGGCGGAGACAGAAAAGCAACACAUGGCCACCAUUAAAAAGUUGGAAGGCAGGGUGGAGGAGCUACUCAGAGAACUGAAGGAGUCACGGGAGAAACUCAUUCACCAGGACCAGGCUGCUAAGGCUGCCCUCCAGCAGAUGCAGAAGGAGAUGGCAUACCGACUAGAACAGACGAACAGGAAAUGCGAUGAGGCACGUCAAGAGAAGGAGACCAUGGUGAUGAAAUAUGUGCGGGGGGAGAAAGAGGCCCUGGACCUGAGACGGGAUAAGGAAAGUUUGGAGAAGAGGCUGAGGGAGGCCACCAAGGAGGUGGACCGCCAGGCGCUCCGGGGAAACCAGCUGGCUCAGGACAAAGGCCGGCUGCAGCAGCUGUAUGAUGCGAAGGAAGGGGAGGUCGGCAGGGUGACUCGAGAGGUGGAAAAGUUGAAGGAGGAGAUCAACUCCCAUCUUAUCAAGGUCAAAUGGGCCCAGAACAAAUUAAAGAGUGAGGCGGAUGUACACAAGGAAACGAAAGACAAACUAAGGGAGACCACGUCAAAGUUGGCCCAGGCCAAAGAGGAGACCGAACAGAUCCGCAAGAACUGCCAGGACAUGAUCCGAACCUACCAGGAAUCGGAGGAGCUGAAGUCCAACGAACUGGAUGCUAAACUGAGAGCGACCAAGGGAGAGCUGGAGAAACACAGGCAGGAACAAACAGACCAAUUAGAGGUACACAGAGUGAAGGCCAAAGAGCUGGAUGACCUGAAGAGGAGUUACAAAGAGGGCAUGGAUGAGCUCACAACUUUACGCACCAAGUUAAAGUGUUUAGAGGACGAACGUCCGCGCUGGGAGGACGAGCUUAGCAAGUACAGGGAGAUCAUCAACCGGCAGAAGGCGGAGCUCGGCCGCCAGAAAGAGAAGAUGGACGAGAUCGCUGCUCUCCAGGACCAGCAACAACGAGACAAACAGGAGAUCACGUGUCUGCGUGAAGAAGUGGAAAGCCUCACCAGCCAGAUGACUGACCUUCAGCGCGAUGUGCAAGGCAGCAGGGAGCGCGAGGCGGAGCUACUGGGCUUCACCGAGAAACUGAGCAGCAAGAACGCCCAGCUCCAGUCCGAGAGCAACGCACUGCAGUGUCAGCUGGACCAGCUCACCAGCAGCUUCACAGAGCUCCAAGCACAGCUGGAGGAGACCAGGAGGCUGCUCGAUGACAAGUCGCGGCAGCUGAAACAGGAGGAGUCGCUGCGGCAGCAGGAGGUGCAGGGCCUGCAGGAGGAGCGGACAGCGCUGCAGACGGAGGUGUCCCGGCUACAAACCAGAGUCGAUGAGCUCAGAGACGAGCUGGUGACACAGAAAAGGAAACAAGCUGCCAGCAUAAAGGACCUGACAAAACAGCUAACUCAAGCCCGUAAGAGGAUGGAGCAGGUGGAGAACGGACGCUGCGACAGGGAUGCCGGCAGUAUGGGCAGUCGCUCUAGUUCCUCAGGUACUGCUCCUGGAUUUGGCUCUUUGAACGCACGUCACGGUGGCGUCGAAGAGCGGUCGCCAGAGAGCCAGUCGGGUCCUUCAGUUGUGGUCGUGGACAGCUUCCCAGAGGUGGACAAGGCCGUGCUUGUGGAGCGCAUUGUCCGUCUGCAGAAAUCACUGGCUCGCAAGCAGGAAAAAAUUGAGUUCAUGGAAGAUCACAUCAAGCAGCUGGUGGAAGAGAUCCGCAAAAAGACCAAAAUUAUCCAGAGUUAUGUGCUAAGAGAGGAGACUGGGGCCCUGUCAUCGGAGGCCUCGGAUAUUAACAAGGCCAACCUGGGCCGGAGGGGGGGCAUCAUGGCUUCGCUUUACACCUCCCACCCUGCGGACAGCGGGCUGACCCUGGAUCUGUCGCUGGAGAUCAACAGAAAGCUGCAGGCGGUGUUGGAGGACACACUGCUGAAGAACAUUACUCUGAAGGAGAAUCUCCAGACACUUGGUGCCGAGAUCGAGAAGCUCAUAAAACAGCAGCGAGAUCAUGGCGACGGAGAAAGGAGGAAGUGACGCGACCACGUCCCGAGAAAAGAGAAAACAAACGACUAAUCUCCAACACAGCAUUUAUUUUGAAGGGACAGCAGCAUUUGAGUAUUUGAGACAUACACACUCUCAUUCCCUCAACGUAUGAAGGAGCAAAUUGAAUGUGGCGAAGUGCCAGUAGCACCCCCAGGUUGCUUUUCGGAGAACCUCUGUUUUUUUUGUUUGUUUUUUUGUUGUUGUUUUUUUGUUGUUUUUUUGUCCUGUCUUAUGGAACAUAUCUGAACUUACUUGAAUUCUUCCAUCUACAUGGCUCCUUCCCCCCAUUUCCUCCUCCAACACAACAAAUCUUCCUCUGGCGGCCGUCCCUCUCCCCUGAGCUGUGCCAAGACCAAACUAUUCGGGCCAGUUCCAGCUCUGACUGCCUUGAAAAAUGAAUCGACCCAAGAUGCCAUAAUCAUGAAUGUAAAACAAAUCUAGCUGGGAUUUAGUCGCACAACAUUAAACACAGAUUUGCCAGUGGAUCUAUCAUAAAACCAGAAUUUGUUCCCAGUUACAUUUCUCUCAUCACAGCUCUGUCCACACUAAGCAACCUAACAUGGAACGAUCAUCGGCCAGUAUGCGCUCUUUGCUUCUCUCCUGAUGUCCAUCUGCCAAUAAGCCAAAUGUAUUUAUGAGAGGCUGCUUCUCCAGCUUCACCACGCAGCUGCAGUGAAGUGGGAAACACAUCCCUCCCGGCUCCUGGGGACCUUGUAUGCCAUCGUUUCUCAUCAUGUUCUGCUCUGCACAGCACUUAUGACCGAAGCUGGCGAGGCAAGGUGCCUCACGUCAGCAGACUCGCUCGUGUGUGUGACCCCGGUGCUAGAUCCAAGGAAGCAGAUUGUAUCCUCGCAUUGUGCCGACUGUGUGGAGGAGUACUACUCUCAGGCAGGACUCGAGCGUAAACACCGCUCAGUCACUUCGAAUGGAGCGACUUGGGGCCUCGAUGAACUGCAUCGAGGAUCAAUCGAAGUAGAAGUUAACAAGAGUUUAUUGUUUUUCAUCAGUCAGCCAAUCAAAGCGUUUUAAACCCAUAGACUGUAAAUAAAGAUGGACUACGUGUCUGCCCCUUCCUCUACUCAGACAUGAACCAAUUCAAACUUGAACAUACAUUUGUGUCAUAAGAACUCAGCUAAGUUGACAGAAAAACGUAUUUGACUUUGAGUUUUCAGUUUGGUCCACUUUCCGUCCACUAACACGGAGGAGGAAUGAAUCUUGCUAUAGUGGAUUUUUUGGCGGUGUCAUGUCGUCAGUCUUUAUAUACAGACUUUGGUCCCCAGCAUGAAACUGAUUGUUGGGAUGUUUGCGCGGAGCGUGUGAUUCCUGCAUUUAAAUUGUGUAAAAUUUGAAGAUUAUGCGACAAAUGUAAAAUCAUGCCACGGUUGAAGUCUGGUCAUUUUUAAUGUGAUUUCUUUUUUCUAAUUUAUUUCCAGUCCCAUGAAAGUUUAUUUCCAGAUGUCUGAUCGGUUUUCAGUUUUGCUUUUUUUUUAAUCAUCAACUCAAAUAACUUAUUUAUAGAAUUUCUGGAGGAAUAUCUAAAACAUUUUCACUUUUCUCUCACUUUAAUCUGUUCUGAUAAAAUGUUCCUGUCGCAGGCGUCAUUAGUGUCAACUCAUAUUUUUUUCUGCAGCAUGUGCAGAAUAUGAUCUUGUCGGGGGGGAAUGUUAUAUUCCUUUCCGUUGCCUCUUUUUAUUUUUCUUUCUCGUGUCACUGAGUGCGUUGUAGUAAAUCAAGUGGAGAAGAAACGGGGGUGUGGGGGGGGUGAGAACCCGGGAACUGAAGCUGUAGCUCAGGAACGUUUUUGGAACCUAUAGAAAUAUAACCAGGGACAAAGUGCAAUGCUGUUCCGUCCAUGCAUUCCUCUUUUUUUUGUUCUGAAUGUGUUGGUUUGGCAGUUCACUGUUUGUGUGUCUGUUGCUCGUGUAUUGGCAGCAUGCGACUGUGCUGGUGUUUGAAUGUUAAAGUGUCCCAACUGUCUGUCUGUGUGUGUUUGUGUGUGUGUGUGUGUUCACACCUAAUGUACAUGUCUCAGCUCUCCGGCCUUGUGGGCUUGCACCACACCGUCCGUCCACAGGGAGAAACACGCCCCCCUCAUUUUGCAUCUGGGCCACAGGAACGCUCCCCUGCAGCUCGGCAGCUCCACAUAAAACCAUUCUUCUGUUUCACAUUCACAGCCGUGAAGUUUCUCGCGCAGACGCAGAGCAGAAAAGCUGCGGGGCACCUUGCACCUUGUACCAUCCCACGAUGCUAAAGUUUCCCUGGUUCUUGAUUUGAUCUGGUCGCUGGACGCUGUCACAAAUGAUGAGCCUCCUUCUCUCUUUCACCUCGAUCAGAACGGGGGCUUUUAUAGGCCGUGAAUGCUUACAGUCCGAUCCCAGCCCUCACGCCCCGAGGCUAAUUUGAAAUGGCCCAGUAUGCGAAUAGAGAUGAAAGUUUCCAGGAUUGAGGUCACGGAGUCCUUAAAAACCUCCCCGGUGCCGCAGUGUGCGCUCGGGGUUUGAUGUGCAUCUGCUUUUAUUUCAUCCAGACGGAUUGUUCCCGGUAUGUAAACGUACAGACGGCAAAACCCUGAGAUAACAUCUUGAUUCUCCCCCUGAUAUUGACGCUCUGCAACCUUUGGCACUGAGAGAGAAAAAACAAAUCUGACUUACAGUGUCAGAGUCUCUUGUGACUUUAUCACAUCAGGUUGCUUUCUCUAUUGUGUCGCUUGAUUACUAUGAAAACAAACUCAUGUGGAUGUGAAUGUGCAUCUGUAGCAGUGCGACUGAGCUACUUGCUACAGGGGAGGUGGAGAUUUUGUUUCUGUUUCUGGUGCAGAACCUAUGCAAAACACCCGCAUGGGAUUUCUUAAUUCUUUCCUCCUAAUUCUCUGAGGUACGCUAAUGCGCUUCUCCUGCUUUAGUCUCAGUGUGACACCUGUGUUUCCCACAGCCUCGAAAACAAAGCUGCGUGCCGCAGCAUUGUACAGACGAAUGAAUAUAAACUCAACUAUGUGGAAAUGAAGAGUGUGAGAGUUGAAUGAGAAGUUUGUCCUUUUUCUUUUUUUCUGUUUUCUAACUCCUGUGCAAUGAUUUCCUUCCUUUGCUCUUUUGUCUUUUGUGGAAUAUUCAAACUGUGAUUAUAUACAUUUGUAGAUAUGUCAUCCUGUAAAAUUAUCAUGAGAUCUUUUUAAAAAAACACUGAUUCUGGAUUAUGUUUGUAUAUAUCUUUGGUGUUUCCAGGGAAUAAAAGGAGAGAACUUGAAUGUUCA
Platichthys flesus (European flounder) is the source of this 6497-nucleotide messenger RNA. RefSeq names its product coiled-coil domain-containing protein 186 (gene ccdc186). The record is from RefSeq and is a predicted model, not a curated record. The coding region runs from base 146 to 3238 and encodes 1030 amino acids. Gene Ontology annotation, cellular component: trans-Golgi network. NCBI's taxonomy places the organism in Eukaryota, Metazoa, Chordata, Actinopteri, Pleuronectiformes, Pleuronectidae. The transcript is spliced from 16 exons. Gene Ontology annotation, biological process: vesicle cytoskeletal trafficking. Gene Ontology annotation, molecular function: small GTPase binding.